UGCUCAUUUUCAAAUACAUUUUUCUUUGAUUUGCUAUAAAAAUCACAGAAAGAAAUAAAGUUAAGAACCUCUGUUUUAGUCGAUAAGAUCACAAAGCAUUAUUUUAAGUCGCUCACCGAACAUAAUUUAUUGCAAUACAUAAGCGUAUUCGUUUCUAGUCGUAAAAUCUGUGUGUGUGCCUAUUGAAAAAUAAAGUGUGCGCAAAGCUGAUAGGGUUUUUAUUAAGUGCGAGGGAGCAGCGGUGCGGUAAAUUUCCCAUUCGAACCAAUUCCACCGCAAAUUACAAGAGGAGAGGACAAUCUGCUGAUACCAGAUGGGACCUCUCUCCUGUUCCUUUACUCUUCAUCAUCUUCAGUAACCGACGAUGCAUCCGCCAGUAAACAUCCUCGGCCUCCUCAAAAACCCCAAAGUGCUCGUCUUCUUGGUUGUCUACAUAUCCUUCUUCCUGGACAAUGUCCUGCUAACAGUAAUAGUGCCAAUUAUACCCGAUUACCUGUUUUCAAAUGAUUUAAAUUCCACCGAAGAUCUGGAGAUUGAAAGUUUGAGUCCGUUACAAAGGAAAUUCGAACACUUGGAAAAGGAUAAUGGACCCUUGGGUGCACUGUUAGCUUCAAAAGCUUUCGUACAAUUAGCAUUUACACCAAUCAUCGGAUAUGUAACUAGCAUAGUAGGAUAUCACCUACCUUUAUUCUUAGGAUCCAUCAAUAUGUUUUUUGCGGCUUUGCUGUUCGCGUACGGUCACAAUUACGGUGUUCUGGUUUUGGCCAGAGCUUUGCAUGGAAGUUCUUCUGCGGCGAUCGCGGUGAGCGGAAUGUGCCUGUUAGCAGAUACUCUUCCAAAGGAAAUCAGAAGCAGGGUGAUGCCUAUUGCAUUCGGAGGUAUAGCUUUGGGCGUGCUGAUUGGUUAUCCCCUAGGAGGAGUGGCUUACCAGUUCAUUGGAAAAUCAGCACCGUUUUUGCUAAUUGCGGCUUUAAUUGCGAUGAACAUAGGUUUACAAAUUUACAAUUCGCAACUGGUUAAGGAAGAAGUUGCGCAGGAGCGAUUCACGCACAGUGUGGAAUGGGUGAACUUGCUGAAGGAUAAGAAUAUGAUUAUUAUUUCUGGAGCUAUUUGCAUUUGUACUUCUUCUAUGGCUAUUCUGGAGCCCUGCGUGCCUUUGUGGCUUCUGGCCACUAUAACUCCUCCACCUUCCAAGUGGCAAUUGGGAGCAGUCUUUAUACCAGAUAGUAUUGGUUACUUUAUUGGUUCUCACUUCGCCGGAUUGUUUCCAGCUAAAGCGUGGAGGAUAGCUCUGAGCGCGAUGAUCAUCACCGGGCUUAGUUGUUGCGCUAUUCCUUUAGCUACCAGCAUUGGUGGUUUGACUCUCCCGCAUUUCGGAUUAGGUUUAGGUGUCGGAGUAGUCGAUGCCGCUUUGGUACCUUUACUAGCUAAUCUGGUGGAUACACGAGGAAACUCGCAAUACGGGCCUAUCUACGCUUUGCAACAAGCUUCAGUCAGUCUGGCAUACUCGUUUGGACCUCUUCUAGGAGGAAGGGCGGUUCACGCGAUCGGAUUCCCUUGGUUGAUGAGGCUAGUUGGAUUCAUCAACGUUCUAUUCUGCCCACUGCUAAUUGAAUUGGACAACGAUAAGGAAUCCGAGUGUUUGAAAACGAGCAGCCUUCCGACAUAUUCCACAUUGGAGAAUUCGCCCGAGGGUGGUGACGUGGACGCCAAUUGGGGGGAAACGGAAUAGAUUAUCCCGA
Molecule: messenger RNA, 1742 nt
Organism: Nicrophorus vespilloides
Lineage: Eukaryota; Metazoa; Arthropoda; Insecta; Coleoptera; Silphidae
Product: synaptic vesicular amine transporter-like
Exons: 5
Coding region: 365-1732 (455 amino acids)
Biological process (GO): aminergic neurotransmitter loading into synaptic vesicle; transmembrane transport
Cellular component (GO): terminal bouton; synaptic vesicle membrane
Molecular function (GO): serotonin:sodium:chloride symporter activity
Source: RefSeq, a predicted model, not a curated record